AUGCCCGCUGCACGUCCGCGGCCUCCUCGGCGCGCCGUCGUGGCUCACCGCGCCGCGUCCCUUGUGGUGACGUUCCCGGCCGCCGCGGCCUCCAUGCCGUCGUGCCGCGCCUCCACGCCGCCGCGCCAUGACGCAUCGUUGCCUCCGUGGCCUCCGCGCUCGCCGCACGUACAACAUCACCGCCCGCUGCCUCCGCCACGCGCCAUGACAGCCUCAGCGCCGCCCACCUUCAUAGGCCGACACACGGACCGAAACUCCAUCGCGCAGCCGCCGGCGAGCGCCGCCAUCGCUGUCAAGCCUCCGGAUCCAACCGAUUCACCAGACAUGCAGCUGGCUAACUUGGCCGACUCGCUCGUCACGGCGAUCGACGCAGCCAUGCACCGGGGUCUGCUGUUAGUUCAAAAGAUUGCUGCAGAGCACCAUGGUUCUGAUUUUGUUUUUGUGGAAGAGCCAAAUGCUAAAGAGGAACUGUGGAAGAUCAGGAAGGAGGCACUUUGGGCUGGUUUUGCCAUGGAACCUGAUCGUCAAGCUAUGAUAACGGAUGUUUGUGUUCCAUUGUCUGGACUUGCAGAAUGCAUAUCUGUAUCUAAGCAACUACUUGAUGCAUCACCAUUGACUUGUUUGGUUAUCACCCAUGCCGGUGACGGAAAUUUCCACACAUUUAUCCUAUUUGAUCCAAGCCAGGAGGAAGAGCGAAGGGAAGCAGAGAGACAAAACCAUCUCAUGGUUCAUACUGCUCUGUCCAUGGAAGGUACAUGCCCAGGAGAUGAUGGUGUUGGCACGGGAAAAAUGAAGUACCUAGAGAAGGAGCUGGGGAUGGAGUCAAUGAGGACGAUGAAAAGGAUAAAGGCCACGCUGGAUCCCAACAACAUCAUGAAUCCAGGAAAGCUCAUCCCACCCCACGUCUGCAUAUGACCAACUAAGUGCCUAAUUCCAGCUUUUUUUUGAAAGGAAUGUCUCGUGGCUCUUUAUUGCAAUAAGUUGAUGGUUACAUCGUUAAUUACAAGGGGCAUAAUAAACAUGGGUGGAUCACCAUCCCAGAAAACAGUAGAAGUUGAAU
Triticum aestivum (bread wheat) is the source of this 1060-nucleotide messenger RNA. Its product is annotated as D-lactate dehydrogenase [cytochrome], mitochondrial-like. NCBI's taxonomy places the organism in Eukaryota, Viridiplantae, Streptophyta, Magnoliopsida, Poales, Poaceae. Gene Ontology annotation, cellular component: mitochondrion. Gene Ontology annotation, molecular function: flavin adenine dinucleotide binding; D-lactate dehydrogenase (NAD+) activity; D-lactate dehydrogenase (cytochrome) activity. The transcript has 8 exons. Bases 1 to 915 code for a protein of 304 amino acids. The record is from RefSeq and is a predicted model, not a curated record. Gene Ontology annotation, biological process: lactate catabolic process.